Parasteatoda tepidariorum (common house spider) is the source of this 2948-nucleotide messenger RNA. Its product is annotated as protein turtle homolog B. Gene Ontology annotation, molecular function: protein binding. Lineage: Eukaryota; Metazoa; Arthropoda; Arachnida; Araneae; Theridiidae. The record is from RefSeq and is a predicted model, not a curated record.
AAUUUAAUAUUUUUAAGAAUUAUGUUUAUAUCAUUCAAAAUGGCAUUGCAAACAACUGUGAAAAAGAAAACAAUGGCUAUGGAUCGCUGUUUGCGCUUUUGUUUUAUAAAUAGUAUUUUUAUUGUGUAUAUAACUGCUGCAAGUAAAUUUGUCCUAACUUAUGCACAUCUGAAAGUGUCUUCUCCUUUAUCAUCUGUCAUUGAAGUUGAUGUUGGAUCUUCUGCAUUUUUACCUUGUAAAGUUUCUGGAGAGCCCAAACCAGUGGUUUCAUGGCUAAAAAAUGGACAUUUGCUGUCCUUCAAUACAAGUCAGGAUCAUCCAGUUAAAAAUCAAAGUGGAUUAGCAUUUUAUUCUGUUCUUUCUAUGGAUACUGGGAACUAUACAUGUUUAGCAACUAAUCUUUAUGAUUUAAAAGAAAUAAAUUUGCAACUGCAUGUGAAAACUCCUCCUGGGAAAUUAAGAAAUGUGAGUAUACAUCCUUCAACAGUUGUUGCUACGGUGCGUUGGCACGUAGAGGAGGAUGGAGGCUAUCCAAUCACCAAUUUCACUCUGAUUUACCGCCCUCUAAAAGCUAAUCCCUCUGAAUCUUGGCAUACUCCUCAACCAGUUCAUGUUAGUCCAACUAUUAAAUAUUUGGAAAGAUGCUUGCUGAUGCUGAGAAUUUCAGUUCAACUGCUUGGUUACUAGCAGUAUGUAUGAUGGCCAUUACCGUUCUCUCCCUUUCUUUAUUAAGUUUUGCUCUCAUAUGCCGUGAGCAACGUAAAAAAAAUUCUGAAGAGGGAUUGCCUCGUAUAAUAACCAAUCCUGGAUUUGAAAUAGAUCUAGAACAAAGUUAUCUUCUAGAACAUGCUGAUUACAAUGAUAACACAGAGAAACCUUUUCGAAUCAAUAACAACACUGUUAUUCAGCCGUCCUGUGUAUAAAAAUGAAUCCUCAUAUUUUUUUGCAUGUUGAUUGUGUUCACACGCUAAUGAGCUUUUAGCUAUGAUGUUUAAUGUGUAAGCUUUGUUCAUUUUUAUUAUACUUUUGUUGAUUUUUUUCUUUGUUAUUAUGAUCACCGAACAUUUAUAUUGUGUAAUGUUUGUCAUUAUAUUUGCAUAGUUAAAAUGUUUGUAGAUUUUGCUGAAGUUAAUUUAUGUAAAUGUAUUUUCAUUUUUGAUUAACAGAAUUAUCUGUUUCAAAAAUUAUUUCUUUUGUCAAAAAAGAUUCAUUUAAUACAAAUAAUUUUUAUUUUAAUUUAAAAAAAGUAUUUAAAUUUUUUAAGAAAAGUAUUAAAACUUAUGAUGAAUAAGAAAUGGUAUAUCUGUAAUAAAGUGUAUUACAAAAAACUUUUUUUUUAAAGUUUUAAGUUGAUCAAAAGUUUUCACUAUUGUCACAUAUGAAGCAAAAAAAAUAUUUUUUAAUUAAAUUAUAAAUUUUUUAAAAAGUCUAAAAAAAUUUUACGAGGGGAAGAAUGGGUUUAAAACGUAAAUUUUAAUUUUUUUCAUAAAUUUAAGUUAAGUUUUUUUUUAAAAAAAAGGCUCGAAAAUGUUAUUUAUAUGCAUAAAUGAAUUUUAAGUCUCCCAAAACCUGUUUGAAAACUUUAGUUUCCAUCAAUGUAUGCACAUUUUUUCAAAUUUCAACCCAUUCUUUAGGUUAGGUGAUUAUAUAAAUUUUGGGUGAAAAUAAGUAAGUUCUGGUAGUCCUAAAUUUUGACCCUUCUUCCCCCCUAAAAAAAAUCUUUUCCUGGCCCAUUUUAUAAGACUGGAUUAUUUUUCAAUUAGGCUUUUUGAUAAAUAUAUGAUCAAAGCUUGUAUCCAUUUCAAAUAUUGAAUUUCGAGAAAAAAAAAGUUUUUUAUAAUGCUUUUGUUAUAUAAGUGCAGAUUUCUUUAAGAAGUAACUUUAAUUUUUCCUUAAUUCAUUGCGAACUAGAAAAAACUUAUAAAACUUAAAAAACUUAUGAUGAGUUAAGAAAUGUUUUUUUUGAAAAUUGUAUAAUACAAGAGAAAAGUUCUCAAUUUUAAAUUUUCCAAAGUCUAAUCAAACUGUAUUAUUUGUGUUUUGUCCUAAUUUUACUAUGCACUAUUCUUUGUAAUGUGUAUAUCUUGUAUGUGUAGUGGAGAUUAUGAAGAUCAUAAAUGUUCAUUUAAUUAGCAUUGAAAUGAAUGUUUUUUUCAGGUCUGUUUAUUAGUCUGUCCUGACUUUUAUAAUUUACCUAAAGUAUUAUUCAUUAAAAUAUUUGGCUUUAACAAUUUUUUUUAUAAAUAAUUUUAAAUAUAAUAGUUUAAACUAGUUCUAGUGGUUGAAAAAUACCAUCGAAAAAUAAGUCAUUAUAUUGGUCUAUGAGCUAUACUAAGCUUUAAAUUAUUAGUAAGCUUGUAGUUGAUAAUGAGUAUCAUGUUUGCUAUGAAUUUUUAAUAGAAACAUUUGUAAAGCAGUUAAUGCGUUAUAGAAAAGCAGUAUUAUUGCAAAGAGUUUUGGCUACUAAAAUUAAUUAAUAAGUAAAGACACUUUUUUAAAGAGCAGAAUGAAUUAUUCUUUAUUGAAUUUUUUUGUUAUAUUCUGAAACAAAUAUUUUAUGCGGCAGAUUUUAUAGUAAAGGCUAUAUAUUUUCAAAUACUUAACCUUAAUCUUGCUAGGAAGAAAAAGUUUAUAAUGAUGUUUUAUUUUAUGAAACACAAAUAUUAUUUAUUGAUAAUCAUUUUCUAAACUUACAAUUGUGUGCUUUUUAUAUAUAUGUAUAUCUGUAUUUGUUCCUUAUUGGAGUGCAGAGAUGGCAAGUUUUUAUUUUUUGAUGAAACAUUUGAUGGUGAAAUAAGACAAUUAAACAUCAGACAGUAAAUAAUGUGCUAAAAUUGUUUAAAAUAGACAGAACAUUUUAAGCUUUUAUCUAAAAACUAAGCACUUAAAAAUCAGUGUAUUUAUUUCCAUUCCAAUUUUAUUUACUAAAAUCAAAACUAUUUCAAAUU